Messenger RNA from Naegleria fowleri, 975 nucleotides. RefSeq lists its product as uncharacterized. The record is from RefSeq and is a predicted model, not a curated record. Gene Ontology annotation, molecular function: dioxygenase activity. Lineage: Eukaryota; Heterolobosea; Eutetramitea; Acrasida; Naegleriidae. The transcript has a single exon. The coding region runs from base 1 to 975 and encodes 324 amino acids.
AUGCUCUCGGAUCCAUCCCUAUCUUCACUGCAUGCUUGUAGACAAAUUCCAAUCAUAUCCUACAAAAGCACUCCCAAUGAGAGAAAACACGAAAUACGAUCUGCUCUCACAUCCAUUGGUUUUUUCUACUUGGUUGAUCAUCCAUUGUUUUCUGAUAUUCGGAAAGCUUUCGAGUAUUCUAAAAAGUUUUUUGAUUUGCCAGUCGAAGUGAAAAAUCAAUUUCACACUCUCAAAGGUGGAAGUGGAUACAUUUCCAAGAGUUCAGAACGACUCAACCGAAAGGAUAUUGAUUUUAAGGAGGCAUAUAAUGUGAGAUUUAAAAAUUGUCCCAAUGACCAAGGUGAAGAAGUGAAUUAUUUUCCUGAUGAGACACAAUUUCAUGACUUGCAAGGUUUUGAAAAAUUCAGUAAGGACUUGUUUAAUUCUUUGCAUGAUUUGUUGUGUGAAAUUUUGGAUGAUUUACAAAGUAGUUUGACCAUUCGAAACAAAACGAGUACAAUGGAGCAAUUGGAACAUAAUUAUUUCUCGUCGACUCAUAGUGAUAAGGAACAUUCAUUGAGGUAUUUGCAUUACCCAAAAAUCGAAAAGAAUGAUUCAACCACUAGAAAUGGAGCAGGUUUGCAUUGUGACUAUGGAUCAAUAACAUUACUUUUUCAGGAUGAUGUUGGAGGAUUGCAAGUAUUGAAUAGAGAGACCAAUGAAAUGAUGGAUGCUCCCUAUGUCCCAGAUGCAAUGAUUGUAAAUUGUGGAGAUUUGAUGCAAGAAUGGACUGAUGGAGAAUAUAAAAGCGUGCCUCAUCAAGUAGUGCUUUCGAACUAUGAUCGUGACAGAUAUAGUAUUGCAUAUUUUGGUCAGCCUAAUAAGGAUUGCUAUAUUAGCUCAAUUAACAUGACAGCCCAUGAUUAUCUCAUGAAAAAGUUUGAAGAGAGUUAUCACAUUAAGCAGCAAUCCAAACCAACGACAACCACUCCUUAA